Messenger RNA from Nelumbo nucifera (sacred lotus), 4367 nucleotides. The record is from RefSeq and is a predicted model, not a curated record. NCBI's taxonomy places the organism in Eukaryota, Viridiplantae, Streptophyta, Magnoliopsida, Proteales, Nelumbonaceae.
UGUUGCCGAACUGGGUAGGAUGAGAAUCAUUGAAUCACUGCUGCUGCUGGCGGUGGGUCAAGUGCUUGUUUCUGCCAGCGGCGAUGGUACGUCUUCCCGAGAAAUGCAUCCAUAACAGUGUGAGGAGCAGAUCCGAUCUCAAUAAUGUAUCAAAGAUGGACUGACUUUUAAGUAAUGAAAUGAAAUAUAUUAGAUUAGGUAGUUCAUUCCUUGAUUGCUGAGAAAAACUGUACUCCCAAAAUUAAUUGUUUAAGUCUCUCUACAACCAUUUUAUUCUUCUUUUCACAUUUUUUCUCUCUCAUUUUCACAUUUCUAUUGAUAAAUUCAGAUAACAGUCUAAAGACAUUAGUUAUAGCUUCAAGCUGGCUUUUUAGUUUUUCUUUUCUGGGUAAUCAAGGUGGCUUAGUGAUAAUUAGCCCUUUCCCUUCGAUGUCUAUGAUAUGGAGUCAAUAAAAAACUGUUGGCUUCCUUCAAUUUUCUAACUGCAGUCUGCAGAGUCAUGGAGGAAGAAGAAAUAAUGAACUCUCUCGAAAUUAAGGAUUGGCCGAAGACUUGGAGAACGUCCAAUACAUGACUUCCUGCUGACAUCUUUGAAAACGAUCCAUUCAUUUCUUUUCUUUCUACAUGAAGGAAAAAAGUGACCCAUUUCAAAGCCUGUACUGUUCAAAGUUUUGAAUAGAACCAGAAGCAAAUAACAUAUAUGACUGAUGAUUUCUCAUUCAUGGCGUUGAAGAUCCAUCGUCUCUUCACCUCCACAAAUCCUCUCUCUGGACAUGGGUCUUCCUUUAUUGUUCUCCUUUGCUGUUUCCUUAGCUUUUCUUUUACAUAGACAAGCCCCAUCUAUUGCUGGAGAUUCAUCUCCUUCAGAUAUUCUUACAGACAAGGAAGCAUUGAUCUCGUUCAGAUCUUCCAUAGCAGCAGACCCUUCGAACACUCUAUCUUCAUGGGACCAAAACUCUUCUCCUUGCAACUGGACUGGAGUCAUCUGCAACAAUUCCAGACAAAGAGUAGUUGGCCUUGAUCUUGCUGGCCUCGGGAUGACUGGUACCAUAACCCCAUAUCUUGGCAAUCUCUCAUUUCUUACUUCCAUUCAUCUACAGAACAACCAACUUUCAGGAACUCUUCCUGAUAGAAUUGGUGGCCUCUCUCGUUUGCUGGUUCUAAACAUGAGCUCAAACCUCAUAGAAGGUCCCAUCCCUCCAAACAUAAGCAGGUGCAAAGAGCUUACAGUCCUUGACUUGAUGGGAAAUCAUUUAUCAGGAGAAAUACCAGCAAGGCUUGAUCAACUCUCAAAGCUUCAAGUCCUGGACUUGAGUCACAACCGGCUUUCUGGUGCAAUUCCUCCAUCCAUCGGAAACCUAUCCUCACUUACCACUCUGAACUUAAUCACCAAUUUCAUUACUGGAUUAAUUCCUCACGAGUUGGGUACUCUUCAAAACCUGAAAAUGUUGGACCUCACACUCAACAAUCUUACAGGAACCGUCUCCCCAUCUCUGUACAAUAUUUCCUCCUUGGUUCAUUUUGCUUUGGCUGCAAACAAUUUGUGGGGUGAAAUUCCAAGUGACAUUGGUGAUAAGCUCCCAAAUCUUCUAUUCAUCAACUUUUGCAUGAACAAAUUUACAGGUCGAAUUCCAGGGUCAUUACACAACCUCACCAAGAUCGAAACCAUUCGGCUAUCCUGGAAUUUUCUUGAUGGACCAGUCCCACCAGGCUUGCAAAAUCUUCGUAAUAUUGAAAUGUAUCAAGUAGGGUACAAUUGGCUUGUGAGCUCCGGUGAUGAUGGUUUGAAUUUCAUUACAGCUUUGUCAAACAGUUCCCGUCUUGAACUCCUCGCUUUUGGAGGAAAUCUUCUGGAGGGAAAGAUUCCAGAAUCCAUUGGCAAUCUAUCGAACACUCUCAGAAAUCUAUACAUGGGAGGUAAUAGGAUCUAUGGGAACAUACCCCCAUCAAUUCGCUAUCUUAGCAAUUUGAGUUUGUUGAAUUUGAGUCAUAAUUUGAUAUCGGGUGAAGUUCCAACUGAAAUUGGUCAACUGAAGGAAUUACAGGUGCUUUGUUUGGCUGGAAAUAAGCUAUCCGGAAAAAUCCCGGAUUCCCUUGGAGAUCUAAGAAACCUGACUAAGCUUGAAUUGUCUGGAAAUGAGUUGGUGGGAAGAAUACCAACCACUUUUGGCAACUAUCAGCGCUUGCUCUCAAUGGAUCUAUCCAACAAUAGGCUUAAUGGAAGCAUUCCCAAGGAUUUUUUCAGGAUAUCCAGUUUGAGCUAUUUUCUGAACUUAUCAAAAAAUUCUCUGAGUGGACCUUUGCCUCAAGAAAUUGGCUUAUUGGAAAACUUAGUCACAAUCGAUCUCUCUGAGAACCGAUUGUCUGGAAGCAUACCUGAUUCCAUUGGGAACUGUAGGAGCUUGGAAUAUCUUUUCAUGGCCAGGAAUUCAUUUUCAGGCCAAAUUCCCAGAACUCUUGGACAACUAUGGGGAUUAAACACUCUAGACCUCUCAUCAAACCAACUUUCUGGCCCCAUUCCACCUGAUAUAAAGCAAUUACAGGUCCUUCACUUCUUGAACCUGUCUUUCAACAACCUCAAAGGAGAAGUCCCCACAGAUGGGGUCUUUCGUAAUCGCUCCAGCAUUCAUCUUGAAGGGAACCCAAAGCUUUGUUUUCCUUCUGCGUGUGAGAACAGUCAAGGUCAUGGAAGAAGAUCAUCUGUGGCUCGGAUCAUCAUCCCCAUUGCAAGUUCAAUUGCAUUGUGUCUAGUCCUGGGUUUGUUAUUGCUAAUUCUCUCUUACAGAAGAAGCACAACUACAACCAUGACUACCCCCGAGACACCAGAGACGCCAGUUAAAGGACAGUAUCAAAUGGUUUCCUAUGAUGAACUGCGCGUGGCAACUGGGAACUUCGAUCAGGCCAAUCUGAUCGGAAGUGGGAGCUUUGGGGCCGUCUACAGAGGAAUUCUCAGGCAAGGAACAGUUGUUGGGGUUAAGGUCAUUAACCAUGGGACAAAUGGAGCGCUGAAAAGCUUCUUUGCUGAGUGUAAAGUUUUGAGGAAUGUGAGACACAGGAACCUUGUUAAACUGAUCACUUCCUGUUCAAGCAUUGACUUUAACAAUGUUGAAUUCCAGGCUUUAGUCUAUGAAUUUAUGGAGAAUGGGAAUUUGGGGGAUUGGCUUCAUGGAAAGAGAAGGCAUGAAGGUGGAGAAGGGAUGAAUUUUGUGGAGAGGUUAAAUGUGGCCAUCGAUGUCGCAAGCGCCAUGGACUAUUUGCACCAUGGCUGCCAACCUCCAGUGGUGCACUGCGACCUGAAGCCAAGAAAUGUGCUUUUGGACGUUGACAUGAAUGCUAAAGUUGGGGACUUUGGGCUAGCCAGGUUGAUGGCCGAGAGAGAAAGUCAGGAAACAUCUAGCACCACUACGUACAACUGCUGUCAUGUUUGGCUGACUGAGUACUUGAAUGCAGAAUAUGGUCUAGGUGGAAAAGCAUCAACCAGAGGAGAUGUUUACAGCUUUGGAGUCGUAUUACUGGAGCUCUUCACCGGGAAGAGCCCAACCCAUGAGAUGUUUAUGGGAGAGUUAAGCUUAGCCAAAUGGGUACAAUCAGCCAUCCCUGGCAACAUUAGAGAAAUUUUGGACCCAGAGCUGCUACACCAAAUGGAUUACUUUUGUCCUGCAGGAUACCACAUAAGCCCCACAAUUCAACAAAAAAGUUUGGAAUCAAUGCUGGAUGUUGCAUUAUCCUGUGCCAUCGAUUCACCACAGCUGCGCAUUAACAUGAGAGUCGCUCUCCAUGCAUUGAAGGACAUUAGAGAUACUGUUGUCAGAAUCAAUGAAACUGUCCAGGCAUCACCGAAGAGUAUGGAAGAUAGCGUGGAGGCAGAUACUCUUGUCAAAUUCAAUGAAAGUAGCUGGUCUGUUGUAUUUUAACAGUCAAGUGGCAAAUAGACAUGCAUCCUACAAACACAACCGAUGGAGGACGGUAUCAAAUAAUAGAAUGUUUCGUUUAACAAAGGAUGAUGAAUGAAACCUUCAUUGAUGCUUAAACUAACAAGAGUGAUGAUAACCAUUGUAUGUACAUGCCAACCAUUGCAAACUGCAAAGUAGAUCAAGGGGUGUGUUCGCUAUAUCACAGUACUUUCUAAUUUCAAAAAUAAAAUUAGGGUUUAAGUACACUGGCAAACACCUCCAAAUAUCAUAAAAUCACAAAAAUAAUGCAUCCCUGACCAAAGAAAAGCAGAAAUAGAACAAUAAUGCCCUGAAAUGAAGUUAAAUUAAACUCAGGUAUGACGUAGAAAGAGUUAAGUGUGUGGGCAAGUACAUUAGAUCCUUAACUGAAACCACUACCAGAAUUCAACGUUUCCGGUUGAUAUGGAUAUGAUA